CUCGCGUAUUUGAGGACAGCCCAUCUCCCUUCCAGAACCCUACGGAGAGAGGGACUGCAUCUCCGCAGCGAGCUCGAGGAGCGCCGCCGGCCGGGAGGCGAAGGAUGCUCGCGGCUCCGCGCGCCGGCUGCGGGGCAGCGCUCCUGCUGUGGAUUGUCAGCAGCUGCCUCUGCAGAGCCUGGACGGCUCCCUCCACGUCCCAAAAAUGUGACGAGCCCCUUGUCUCUGGACUCCCCCAUGUGUCUUUCAGCAGCUCCUCCUCCAUGUCUGGUAGCUAUUCUCCCGGCUAUGCCAAGAUAAACAAGCGAGGAGGUGCUGGGGGAUGGUCUCCAUCAGACAGUGACCAUUAUCAAUGGCUUCAGGUUGACUUUGGCAAUCGGAAGCAGAUAAGCGCCAUUGCAACCCAAGGAAGAUAUAGCAGCUCAGAUUGGGUGACCCAAUACCGGAUGCUCUACAGCGACACAGGGAGAAACUGGAAACCCUAUCAUCAAGAUGGGAAUAUCUGGGCGUUUCCUGGAAACAUUAACUCUGAUGGUGUGGUCCGCCAUGAAUUACAGCAUCCAAUUAUCGCCCGCUAUGUGCGCAUGGUGCCUCUGGAUUGGAACGGAGAAGGCCGCAUUGGGCUCAGAAUUGAACUUUAUGGCUGUUCUUACUGGGCUGAUGUUAUCAACUUUGAUGGCCAUGUUGUGUUACCAUAUAGAUUCAGAAACAAGAAGAUGAAAACGCUGAAAGAUGUCAUUGCCUUGAAAUUUAAGACUUCUGAAAGUGAAGGAGUAAUCUUGCAUGGAGAAGGACAGCAAGGAGAUUACAUUACCUUGGAACUGAAAAAAGCCAAGCUGGUCCUCAGUUUAAACUUAGGAAGCAACCAGCUUGGCCCCAUAUAUGGCCACACAUCAGUGAUGACCGGAAGUUUGCUGGAUGACCACCACUGGCACUCUGUGGUCAUUGAGCGCCAGGGGCGGAGCAUUAACCUCACUCUGGACAGGAGCAUGCAGCACUUCCGCACCAAUGGAGAGUUUGACUACCUGGACUUGGACUACGAGAUAACCUUUGGAGGCAUCCCUUUCUCUGGCAAGCCCAGUUCCAGCAGUAGAAAGAAUUUCAAAGGCUGCAUGGAAAGCAUCAACUACAAUGGCAUCAACAUCACUGAUCUUGCCAAAAGGAAGAAAUUAGAGCCCUCAAAUGUGGGAAAUUUGAGCUUCUCUUGUGUGGAACCCUAUACGGUGCCUGUCUUUUUCAAUGCUACAAGUUACCUGGAGGUGCCCGGACGGCCUAACCAGGACCUGUUCUCAGUCAGUUUCCAGUUUAGGACGUGGAACCCCAAUGGUCUCCUGGUCUUCAGUCACUUUGCAGAUAAUUUGGGCAAUGUGGAGAUUGACCUCACUGAAAGCAAAGUGGGUGUUCACAUCAACAUCACACAGACCAAGAUGAGCCAAAUAGACAUUUCCUCAGGUUCUGGGUUGAAUGAUGGGCAGUGGCACGAGGUUCGCUUCCUGGCCAAGGAAAAUUUUGCUAUCCUCACCAUCGAUGGAGAUGAAGCAUCAGCAGUUCGAACUAAUAGUCCCCUUCAAGUUAAAACUGGCGAGAAGUACUUUUUUGGAGGUUUUCUGAACCAGAUGAAUAACUCAAGUCACUCUGUUCUUCAGCCUUCAUUCCAAGGAUGCAUGCAGCUCAUUCAAGUGGAUGAUCAACUUGUAAAUUUAUACGAAGUGGCACAAAGGAAGCCGGGAAGUUUUGCGAAUGUCAGCAUUGACAUGUGUGCGAUCAUAGACAGAUGUGUGCCCAAUCACUGUGAGCAUGGUGGAAAGUGUUCGCAAACAUGGGACAGCUUCAAAUGCACUUGUGAUGAGACAGGAUACAGUGGGGCCACCUGCCACAACUCUAUCUACGAGCCUUCCUGUGAAGCAUACAAACACCUAGGCCAGACGUCCAAUUACUACUGGAUAGAUCCUGAUGGCAGUGGACCUCUGGGGCCUCUGAAAGUUUACUGCAACAUGACAGAGGACAAAGUGUGGACCAUAGUGUCUCAUGACUUGCAGAUGCAGACGACUGUGGUCGGCUACAACCCAGAAAAAUACUCAGUGACACAGCUCGUUUACAGUGCCUCCAUGGACCAGAUAAGUGCCAUCACUGACAGCGCCGAGUACUGCGAGCAGUAUGUCUCCUAUUUCUGCAAGAUGUCAAGGUUGUUGAACACCCCAGAUGGAAGCCCUUACACUUGGUGGGUUGGCAAAGCCAAUGAGAAACACUACUACUGGGGAGGCUCGGGGCCUGGAAUCCAGAAAUGUGCCUGUGGCAUUGAACGUAACUGCACAGAUCCCAAGUACUACUGUAACUGCGACGCGGACUACAAGCAAUGGAGGAAGGAUGCUGGUUUCUUAACAUACAAAGAUCACCUGCCAGUGAGCCAAGUGGUGGUUGGAGAUACCGACCGGCAAGGCUCAGAAGCCAAAUUGAGUGUGGGUCCACUGCGCUGCCAAGGAGACAGGAAUUACUGGAACGCCGCCUCUUUCCCAAACCCAUCCUCCUACCUGCACUUCUCUACUUUCCAAGGGGAAACAAGUGCUGACAUUUCUUUCUACUUCAAAACAUUAACCCCCUGGGGAGUGUUUCUUGAAAACAUGGGAAAGGAAGAUUUCAUCAAGCUGGAGCUGAAGUCUGCCACAGAAGUGUCCUUUUCAUUUGAUGUGGGAAAUGGGCCAGUAGAGAUUGUAGUGAGGUCACCAACACCUCUCAACGAUGACCAGUGGCACCGAGUCACUGCAGAGAGGAACGUCAAGCAGGCCAGCCUGCAGGUGGACCGGCUGCCCCAGCAGAUCCGCAAGGCCCCAACAGAAGGCCACACCCGCCUGGAACUCUACAGCCAGUUAUUUGUUGGUGGUGCUGGGGGCCAGCAGGGCUUCCUGGGCUGUAUCCGCUCCUUGAGGAUGAAUGGAGUGACACUUGACCUGGAGGAAAGAGCAAAGGUCACGUCCGGGUUCAUAUCCGGGUGCUCGGGCCACUGCACCAGCUAUGGAACGAACUGUGAAAAUGGAGGCAAAUGCCUGGAGAGGUACCACGGCUACUCCUGCGAUUGCUCCAGCACUGCAUAUGACGGGACGUUUUGCAACAAAGAUGUUGGUGCAUUUUUUGAAGAAGGGAUGUGGCUACGAUAUAACUUCCAGGCACCAGCAAUCAAUGCCAGAGACUCCGGCAGCAGAGUAGAGAACUCUCCUGACCAGCAGAACUCCCACCCGGACCUGGCCCAGGAGGAGAUCCGCUUCAGCUUCAGCACCACCAAGGCGCCCUGCAUUCUCCUCUACGUCAGCUCCUUCACCACAGACUUCUUGGCAGUCCUCGUCAAACCCACCGGAAGCUUACAGAUUCGGUACAACCUGGGUGGCACCCGAGAACCAUACAAUAUUGAUGUAGACCACAGGAACAUGGCCAAUGGCCAGCCUCACAGUGUUAACAUCACCCGCCACGAGAGGACCAUCAUUCUCAAGCUCGAUCAUUAUCCUUCUGUGAGUUACCAUCUGCCAAGUUCAUCCGACACACUCUUCAACUCUCCCAAGUCGCUCUUUCUGGGAAAAGUUAUAGAAACAGGGAAAAUUGACCAAGAGAUUCACAAAUACAACACCCCAGGAUUCACUGGUUGCCUCUCCAGAGUCCAGUUCAACCAGAUCGCCCCUCUCAAGGCCGCCUUGAGGCAGACGAACGCCUCAGCUCACGUCCACAUCCAGGGCGAGCUGGUAGAGUCCAACUGCGGGGCCUCACCGCUGACCCUCUCCCCCAUGUCGUCCGCCACCGACCCCUGGCACCUGGAUCACCUGGAUUCAGCCAGUGCGGAUUUUCCAUAUAAUCCAGGACAAGGCCAAGCUAUAAGAAAUGGAGUCAACAGAAACUCGGCUAUCAUUGGAGGGGUCAUUGCUGUGGUGAUUUUCACCAUCCUCUGCACACUGGUCUUCCUGAUCCGGUACAUGUUCCGCCACAAGGGCACCUACCACACCAACGAAGCCAAGGGGGCCGAGUCGGCAGAGAGCGCGGACGCUGCCAUCAUGAACAACGACCCCAACUUCACAGAGACCAUUGAUGAAAGCAAAAAGGAAUGGCUCAUUUGAGGGGUGGCUGCUUGGUGAUGGGAUAGGGAGGAGGGAAUUACUAGGGAGGAGAGAAAGGGACAAAAGCACGCUGCUUCAUACUCUUGAGCACAUCCUUAAAAUAUCAGCACAAGUUGGGGGAGGCAGGCAAAGGAAUAUUCUUGAGACUGAUCACCAC
Messenger RNA from Sapajus apella (tufted capuchin), 4257 nucleotides. RefSeq names its product contactin associated protein 2 (gene CNTNAP2). NCBI's taxonomy places the organism in Eukaryota, Metazoa, Chordata, Mammalia, Primates, Cebidae. The coding region runs from base 105 to 4100 and encodes 1331 amino acids. The record is from RefSeq and is a predicted model, not a curated record. The transcript has 24 exons.